AUGAUUCGAGGCUUGCUGAACAUUCGGCGCCAUUUCGCGACGUCGACGCGAAGUGGACCUCUCGAUGGGGUGACAAUCGUGGACGCUACUCGUAUACUCGCCGGUCCAUUUUGUACCAUGUUGUUGAGUGACUUGGGUGCACGUGUGAUCAAAGUCGAGCAUCCGAAAGGUGGAGACGAAGUUCGCCGCUGGGGCCCGCCGUUUGUGCGUGGUGGCGAAUCCUGCUACUACUUAGCCAUCAACCGAAACAAAGAAAGCAUCACUGUCAAUCUGACGUCCACGAAGGGCCAGGAAAUCGUCCGUCGCCUCGUGUCCAAGGCUGACGUGUUUGUGGAGAACUUCAUGCCUCGCAAGUUGGCGAAAUACUCCCUGGAUUACGACGCUCUGAGCAAGUUGAAUGAUGGGUUGAUUUAUUGCUCCAUCUCCGGGUUCGGCACAGAUGGGCCAUAUGGGCAACGAGCGGGUUAUGAUGUCAUGGCCGCAUCCAUCGGUGGGCUCAUGGGUGUGACAGGGCCGAAGGAUGGAGAACCAUGUAAAGCCGGUGUGGCCAUGACGGAUUUGUCGACUGGCUUGUAUGCUCACGGUGCAAUCAUGGCGGCAUUGCUCCACCGGGCUAAAACCGGAAAGGGACAGUUGGUAGGCGCGAAUUUGUUGGCGACGCAAGUCAGUUGUAUGGCCAACCUGGCCUCGAGUUACUUGAACGCCGGCGUGAUUUCCGAACGCCGCGGCACGGCGCACGAAAGUGUCGUCCCUUACCAGAGCUUCAAGUGCCGCGACGGCAUGUGGCUCACUGUAGGCGCCGGCAGCGAUCACCAUUUCAAGAAGUUUUCGUCCGUCAUCCUCCAACCCGACCUCGGCACGGAUCCUCGCUUUAUUACAAACGCUGACCGAGUCCGCAACCGCGACGAGCUCAUGCAAGUCCUCUGCGAGGUGUUCGCAGAAAAAACCUUGGACGAAUGGUUGAGUUUGUUUGAUGGGUCCGGGUUGCCUUACGGUCCUGUCAACUCGAUGGACCGAGUAUUUGCGGACCCGCAAGUGGUGCAUUUGGGAAUGGAACGAAGCGUUGAGCAUCCGAUUGCGGGCACUGUUAAGUUUGUGGGACCAGCUGUGCGGUACUCGGAGGCAGUUUGUGACGUUCGGUCUGCACCUCCGACGCUCGGCCAACACACAGAUUCCGUCCUGAGCUCUUUGGGUUACUCUAUAGAAGAAAUCGCGGGAUUUCGUGCUGCGGGGGACAUUUAG
Molecule: messenger RNA, 1242 nt
Organism: Notodromas monacha
Lineage: Eukaryota; Metazoa; Arthropoda; Ostracoda; Podocopida; Cyprididae
Source: the annotation of a GenBank genome assembly